Lindgomyces ingoldianus is the source of this 2145-nucleotide messenger RNA. Its product is annotated as alpha-1,2-mannosidase family protein. The transcript is spliced from 6 exons. Gene Ontology annotation, molecular function: peptide-N4-(N-acetyl-beta-glucosaminyl)asparagine amidase activity; carbohydrate binding. Gene Ontology annotation, cellular component: cytosol; nucleus. The record is from RefSeq and is a predicted model, not a curated record. Bases 1 to 2145 code for a protein of 714 amino acids. NCBI's taxonomy places the organism in Eukaryota, Fungi, Ascomycota, Dothideomycetes, Pleosporales, Lindgomycetaceae. Gene Ontology annotation, biological process: carbohydrate metabolic process; protein deglycosylation; protein quality control for misfolded or incompletely synthesized proteins.
AUGUUAAUACUUUCACCUUUAGCAAUGGUAAAAUUAGGCCCUGAUGUUCAAUCUGGAACGGCUGAUGCCUAUUCUGGAUACCUCCCUAAUGGAAAUAUUUGGGGCUUCAGUAUGAUGCACGAAUCCGGCACUGGAGGUGCGCCGAAAUACGGCGUCGUCUCUCAAAUGCCUGCGUUGGGAAACAUCUCGAACCCUUUAGCAGAUUUGUCCCAGGGUCGAGCUUCUGCAGAUCAAGCACAGGUUGGGUAUUAUAAAGCCUCCCUGAAUAAUGGAGUCGUGGUGGAGCUCGCUGCUACUGAUCAUACAGGAUUGUAUCAGUAUUCAUUUCCGAAAGGCAACUCCCCUUCAAUUGUAGUCGAUGUGUCCCACGUUUUACCUAGUUUCAGAGGUUUAGGGUGGGAGCAGCACUACUCGAAAGGGAACUUUAGCUUCUUUCCUGAUGGGCAUUAUGAAGGGUCGGGGACCUAUAAUAAUGGUUGGAACCUGUCACCCGAUUGGAAUAUCUAUUUCUGUGGUAGAUUCAACGAGCAGCCAUCAAGCUCGAAUACUUUUAAAGGUACAGGUACCACUCUAGCAUCCUACGACACUUCUAGCUCGGUUUCUGGAACCGAACGGUUAGGGGCUGUUUUUACAUUCAAUAACUCGAAUGUAACCUCUCGUGUCGGAAUCUCCUACAUCUCCUCUAGCAAAGCAUGCCACAAUCUUGACAAGGAGGUUCCGGACCAAACGAGUUUCCAGUCCCUUGUUGACAAAGCAAAGAGUACAUGGAACACCCAAGUAUUUUCCAAAGUACAAGUAUCCUCUACGAAUGCGGCAGACCUUCAGCUUCUCUAUAGCUCGCUUUAUGGCAUGUUCUUGAUCCCAUCGAACUUGACCGGAGAAAACCCUGGCUGGAGCAGCGAGCAGCCGUAUUAUUCGGACGUUUUUACACUUUGGGAUACUCACAGAUGCCAUACUCCACUAUUCCAUAUCCUAGAGCCUGUAGCAUACGAAGAAUUUAUCUGCUCUCUUAUCGAUAUCUGGAGGCAUGAUGGCUUUAUGCCAGACGCACGAUCUAGCAACUACAAUGGCCGCGUUCAGGGAGGUUCAAAUGCAGAUAGCGUCCUCGCCGACGCGUACGUAAAGGGUGUCCGGGGGUGUAUUAGGUGGGACGACGGAUUCACUGCGAUGCUUACUGACGCCGAGACAACUCCACCUAACAACCACGACCCCAAAGCCCCUGACUCUUCUACAAAAGAAGGGCGAGGUGCCCUCCCAGACUGGCUAAAGUAUGGUUACAUCACCCCUACGUUUACGCGAGCGGUCUCUCGCGCUGUCGAGUACUCUGCCAACGAUUUCGGACUCUUCCAAGUUGCCAAAGGGCUCGGCAAGAAGACCGAGGCAGACAAAUACCUCAAGCGAUCUAGAAAUUGGAGAAACCACUGGAAUCCAAAUUGCACAAGCAACGGCCACAGUGGCUUCGUUGUUCCACGUCGAGCUGAUGGGUCGUUCAUUGACCAAGACCCGUUGAAUUGCGGCGGGUGCUACUGGGGGGACGCGUAUUACGAAGAUAAUGCCUGGGUUUAUAGUAUGAAUGCCCUUCACGACGUUGCUACGUUGAAGAAGUUCAUUGGCGGAGAUGAUAAGUUUGUUGAUCGGAUCAACAAAUUAUUCGAUCUAAAGAUUUUUAACGCUGGCAAUGAACCUGGGUUUACGUCGCCGUACCUGUACAACUUUGUCCCUGGUAAGCAGCAUCUUUCUGCGCAGCGUUCGAGGGAUAUCUCCAAGUUGUACAAUUCGGGGACUGGUGGUUUGCCUGGGAACUCAGACGCAGGGGCAAUGGAGUCGAAUAUCUUGUGGCAAAUGAUCGGUCUAUGGCCUAUGACGGGCCAAACGACAUUUCUAGUCCUCUCCCCCUGGUUCCCACAAAUGACAAUUGAGCUUGGAAACGGCAAGACUCUCAAAAUAUCGACAACAGGUGGCAACAAGGACACGGCGUUCUACGUGCAGAGCUUGAAGGUGAACGGCAAACAGUGGGAUAAGGCCUGGGUGACGUGGCAAGAUAUCUUCGAAAACGGAGGUACAAUGGACUUCGUGCUGGGCUCCAAUGUCGCAGAAUGGUCGACCGGAGAGCCACCACCAAGCCCGGCGUCUGGUGAUCAAUAG